This is a messenger RNA of Drosophila hydei, 7305 nucleotides long. RefSeq names its product nuclear pore complex protein Nup153 (gene Nup153). Gene Ontology annotation, molecular function: structural constituent of nuclear pore. Gene Ontology annotation, cellular component: nuclear pore. Lineage: Eukaryota; Metazoa; Arthropoda; Insecta; Diptera; Drosophilidae. The transcript has 9 exons. The coding region runs from base 577 to 6354 and encodes 1925 amino acids. Gene Ontology annotation, biological process: protein import into nucleus; RNA export from nucleus. The record is from RefSeq and is a predicted model, not a curated record.
AUGAUUAUCCGCUACUCGUUGCCCCUGGCACACACGCGUUUUCCAAAUCGUGCUUUUUUUCGCCCUCAGUUUAUUUUUUAGUGUGCGAAUUAAACAAUUUAAUUAGUUAAACGAUAAAUUCACAAUAUGUAUGUGCUAAACAAUAAAUGACAAAUGAGUCAAAUGCCCAAGCUUUGUGCGCUUACAAAUUAAAUUGAGUACGUGCGUGGUGCGUUUUUUUUGUUGGGCCGAAUGCAAAGUACGACGACGGCGACGCACAGUUCGACCGCAACGCGACGUUGAAGUCAGUUUAUGUGUGUGUGUGUGUGCAAUAAAAAAACUACGAAUUGCGAAAGAGCAAAAAAGGCAAGACAUAAAAAAAGAAAAGAAAUAAUUCUAUGUUCAGCAAUCAAAAAAGCGUGGAAGAGAGGCCAAAGACUGCGUAAAACAGACAAAAGAGGCGCGCGCGGCGUGAAAUGCGCUAAUAAAGCAAUAACAGCCCAUCAUUUAGGGGAGGGGAGGGUUUGUCGUGUGAUUGUAUGCGUGUAUGCAGUGUUGCAUUUUGUGCGUGUACGGGGGGCCGGCUAAAAUCCAAUGAUGUCCGCAUUUGAGGAUGGCCAACAACAACAGCAGCAGCAACAACAAACUGAUUCUUCGCAGCCGCGCACUCCACUGAGACUUACUGAUGAAGGCGCCAACAACAACACUAGCAGUAGUAGCAGCGGCAGCAGCAGCAGCAGUAAAACCAACAACAAUAAUAAUUCCAUCAUGGGCAAAGUAAAAUUGCGCGUCUCUAGCAUACUUCCGGAUUCACUAAGCAAAUGGUUCUCACCCACUGCUGAUCUACAUAACAAUGCCGCAGGCACAGCGGCACAAGAAUCCUCGUCCUCGCAAAUGCAACAGUCGACGGCUCAGCACAAUGGUAGCACCUUGUUGACAACACAAAUUAAACCGAAACGCAGUCGACGUCGCAUACAAUUGGAACCAGAUGAUGCGCCCGAUAAUACCGUUGAUGAUGGUACUAGUGCGCAGGAUCUUAAUGAAGAAGAAGUCCAGCUGGCCGAUAAUAUAGCCGAACACGAUCUGGCCGGCGAGGAUGAGCAGACGCGUCGCAGCGAAUAUAAUGUUAAUUUAUUGCGUAAACGUCAAUUGAUCGCAAGCGAAGAUGACGACGACGACGAUGACGAGGAUGAAGAGGGCGAGGAAGAGGAAGAGGACGAGAUCGAUGAUGGUGCACAGCAAAACAACUAUCGAACGCAGCAGGCAAAUCGCAGUGUUAAUUUUCGCAGUAGUACGGCACAGCCGCUACAAAAGCGCAAGCGUAUGGAGCCGAUUGAAAAUACGAUUAGUCCUCAGUUUAAUGCACAGCAGCGUCGUCGCCCCCAGCUGCAUUCCUCAACGCCCGCUGUUAGCGAUGCGGUGCGCAGCCACAUUACACCGAAUCGCUUUUCAACGCAUUUGAACCUCUACGGAAACCAGCGUCAGCGUGAGCCCGCCUACAACUUCAUGUCCACCUCGUCCGGUGGCAACAGCAGCAGCACUAACAUCAACAGCAUCAGCGAAGCGGCUGUUGCCACCAGCGGUGAUUUGCCAAUGAGUUCGCGACGCUCAUUGAAUAUUGCGCCAAUGACUGAACGUCGCGAGACGGCGCUGCCCAGUUAUAAGCGACAAUCGCUGCUGGGUCAUCGCGGCUUAAUGCCCAACUGGCGCAGCUAUCAGACCAUCAGCGAGGAGGCACCCAACGAGGAGCAGCAGCAGCAGACAAACAAUAACAACAAUAAUAAUAAUAAUAAUAAUAUAAAACUGACUAAACGUAGCACAGAUUCUCAAUCUGAAUGCGAGAGUAAUGAGAGCCAGGCGGCUGGACGUAUGCACAACAACAACAACAUCAUCAGCAACAACAACAAUAGCAAUAGCAACUCAUUAUUUUAUGGUAACUUACAGAGCCGCAAAUCGGUGUUCAAUAGAAAUUCCGCCUCAUCAAUGCUGCAGCAGCAUCAACAUCAUCAUAAUUCAACAUUAUCGCUCAACUCACUAAAUCAUCGUCGCCGUUUCAACGCCUCAAUAUAUGGCAGCACAUCGGCACUGAGCGAUAGCCGACUGUUAAGCACCAGCAGCAGCAUCAUAUCUGGAAAUUCACCAUUUUAUCAGGGACCCACCGCCUUUGGCGGCAGUUCGGCAAACAAUCGUUGCUUUAGUCAAGGCAAUUUGCCAAACUUUAUCAAUUCGGGCGGCAGCUCGCCGGCGCCAUCGAAUAGCGAUAGCGUCUGCAGCAGCAGCAAUCCAUUGUUAAUGGGAAGACAACUAACUAUCGGCAACAAUGGUGGCAGCUAUGGCAUGAAGCCCCUCGAGAUGCGUCCCCGUGCCAAUCUGAGCUCGAUUGGCGCUGUCAACGAUAGCAGCGCCGCCAAUGUGCCUGGUCUAUCGUUGACAGCUCAACGUAUACUCAAUCUACUUGAGAAUCAUCGAACGCCUCUAAUGGAUGCUCAGAAAAUGGGCAGCACGCUGCGUGAACACAAAUUGCAGCGCAACUCCAGACAUUUAGCCAGCAGCAGCAACAACAGUAGCAAACCCUAUGCCUAUCCCAAUCAUUUAAUUGGCAGCAGCAGCAACAACAAUCGCAACAGCUCUGUUGCUGACUUCGAUGAUAGCUCCAAGUUGUUGGUGCCGACCAUGCUGCAAUUACUCAAACGUCGUCGCUUGAAUCGUGUGGCGCCUAGUACGCGUGCUUUAAUCGAUGCCAAGCAGUUGGAGGAGCAACAGUUGAUACACCGUCAACAGCAGACUGCAAAUUUGGCAGCUAACAGUUCCAAUACCAGCACAAUGUGCUCGGGCAGCCAGAGUCAUACGAAUAAGAUGCGUUCGCGUCUGUCCCAUCAGCUGCGCAAGGAUGCGCGCAAUGCGGAGGAACAACAGUUGCCGCCAGCGCCACUCGAUUUGCCCAAUAUACGUUUUCCGUUGAUGGCCAAUGAGCCGAAAUUCGAUUUAAUUAUUUCGCCGCCCAGCGGAUUAACAACUGCAACUGCAUCUGCUCAGCAACAGACACACAAGCAACUCAAGCUCAACAACAACAGCGGCGUCGGCAGCAACAACAGUCGUCGCCGUCGUUUUCUAUUUGCAACACCGAUGCCGCUUGCAUGCGCUGAACCUACCACGGCGUCUGCACUACCCCAAAAACGUGUUAAAAAACAAAUGUUAUAUAGAUUCUCGGCGCCCCUUGACUUGGAUGAGUCGCUGAUGUCUGCAACGCCCAAAUCGCUGCAGGUUAAUGGCGAAACAACCAACAACAGCAACGAUUACAAGUUGCCCAAGUCUACAGCAGCAGCAUCAACAACAGUUACAUCAGCUCCAUUGGUAGCAGCUGGAUUUGGGGAUCAGUUCAAGAAAGCCGUCAGCGAAUGGGAGUGCGAGGCAUGUAUGUUGCGCAACAAGCAGGAGUUGCAGAAAUGUGCUGCCUGCGAGACGCCCAAGCCAAAGGCAAAAGUAGCACCCGCAGCAGCACCAGCGCCAACGGGUGGCUCUGUUCCGCUGGGCUUCAGCGGCUUUGGAGCUCGCUUCAAACAACCAGCCAGCAAUUGGGAGUGCAACGCGUGCAUGUUGUCGAACAAGGAUGAGAGUGACAAGUGCAUUGCAUGCGAGACGCCGCGCAAAACAAACAGCAAUGCCACACCGGUGUGUAUGUCCAAUAUUGUGAGCAACAGCGUUAGCAACAGCAGCAGCAGCUUUGGCAGUAGCAACAACAACAACAGCAACAGUUUUACCACGGGCUUCGGUGAUGCCUUCAAGCGCCCGGCCAAUAUGUGGGAAUGUGGCAGUUGCAUGAUCAUGAAUCCGGCCAGUCUCAAUGAAUGCCUUGCCUGCCAGACACCCAAUCCGAAGAGCAGCAGCAACACCAACAGUAGCAACAGCAGCGUUGCCAACAACAACAGUUGCAGCUUCAAAUUUGGUUUUGCAGCAGCUGGGGCUGCAACAGCUGUUGAGCAGCCGAAAGCAGAUGCCGGCUUUCAACAACUGAUUGCGGCACAAAAGUCGAGCAGCUGGAAUUGUGAGGCAUGCAUGGCACAGAACGAUAUUAGCCGCAACAAAUGCAUUUGCUGUGAGCAACUGAAGCCAGGUGCAAGUGCUGAAACAACCGGCACUUCGGAUGUGCCCAAGUUUAUGUUUGGCUUCCCAGCUAAAGCAACAGCGGCAACAACAACUACGUCAGGAACAGCAACAACCAGUGUUGCUCCAGCUGCCCCGCAGUUCAAAUUUGGCUUUGCAGCAGCAGCAGCAACAGCUGGAAACGACGUGGCCGAUAGCAACAAGCCACUAUCAGCAUCAUAUGCAACAACAACGGCAGCACCAACCACAACGUCAAUCAACGCAACAACAACUACAAAUCUAAAUACUUUUAAAUUUGGCGCAGACACAGCUUUUAAAACAGUUGGCUUUAAAUUUGGCGCGCAAGCAACAGCACAGCAGCAACAGUUGGAAAAAAAGAGCAAUGCUGCAACGGUAACAACCAGCAGCGGGCUGGGUUUGUUUACGGCAACAGCUGCGACAGUUACGCCAGCAACAACACCAGCAACAUUUUCAUUUGGCAGCAGCAACAUUGCAGCAACAACAACAUCGGCAAACGUGGCCGAAGCGAAGCCCGCAGUCACCAGUUUGUUCAAUUUGGGCGGCUUUGCGCCAAGUACAGCUGUCGUUUCCAGCAGCAGCAGCAUCAGUACGCCAGGCACCGGCAGCAGCAGCACCUUUAAGCCAUCAACACCUAUGUUCAGUUUCGGCAGCAACAACAGCAACAAUAUCGUUAGCAGCAGCAGCAGCAGCGUAUCACAGUUAGCAGCAGUAACAAAGACAACAUCAGUGCUCUUUGGCGCACAGACACCAACAGUAACAGCAACAGCAACAGCUGCGUCUAUACCAAGCUUUGGGUCACCAGCAAUAGUUGCUACAACGGCUAGCUUUGCGGCCGCCUCAACAGCGCCAACAUUUGUCUUCGGCAGUCAAGCAGCUGCAAAACCACCAACAACUACCUUGAGCAGCAGCAGCAGCACCACCAGCAGCAACACCAACAAUUUCUUCUUUGGCUCGCCAGCAACAACAUCAACAGCGACAACAACAAUUGCAGCAUCACCAGCAGCAACAGGAAGCAGCGGAAUCUUUGGCUCCAUUGCAGCAGUUAAAAGCAGCAGCAGCAACAGCUUUAGUACACCGACCAGCAGCAACACACCGCUGUUCACCUUUGGCAGCGUCAGUAACAUUAGCGCCAAUGCCAAUGCCAACAACAACAACAUCAACAGCAGCUUUGCGAGUUCAUCAACAUUUAGUUUUGGUGGACCCAGGCCGGCGGCAACAUCGACAGCUGGCAAUCUGGGAGCAGCAACUAGCAACACAGCGGCAACAACAACAACAGCAAGCAACUUUGGGUGGCCCACAGCAACAACAUCGAAAGCAGCCACUCCAUUUGCAGCAGCAACUCCUUUUGCCAAUAGUCCUGCCACAAGUGCUGGAACAACCGCACCGUUGCACAUUUUUGGCAGCGGCAGCGGCAGCGGCAGCGGCAGCAGCUACUUGUUUGGAACAAAAACUACAAAUGCAAUGCAACCGCUGGCGGUCAGUUCGCCAUUUGGCAUGUCAGCAGCAGCAGCAGCAGCGCCGACAACAACCGGAACAGCAACAGCAGCAGCGGCGCAGCCCAAUGCUGGCAACAGCAGCGGAAAUGGGCCAAUAUCCACGGUCUUUGGCAAUCUGAAUAGUCCGUUCGGUGCGAGCACGGCUGCAGCAAACAGCGGCGGCAGCAGCAUUACUUCGCCGCUAACAAACAUAUUUAGCUCCAGCAACAAGCCACCAGCAGCAACAUCAAAUAUAACAGGCGCAGCAACAGGCGCAACAGCACCUAAAGUGGCAUUUAAUUUUGCUCCAGCAACUACGCCUGCAAGCGGCGUAUUCAAUUUUGGCUCGAAUGCCGCCGCCGCCGCUGCGGGCGGCAGCAGCAGCGCGCUGCCAAAGCCAGCGUUCAACUUUACGGAAGUGGCACCGCAGACAUCGGCAUUUAACUUUUCGGCGAAUUCAGCAACUGCUGGCAAUGCGGGCAACCGCGAUUUAUUUCCAAGAACGGAACGACUUUUCCAAUUUGGGGCCACUGGGCCAUCAGCGGAUGCUGGAACAUCAUCAUCCAUGAUGCCAGCAGCCAAUAAUCAAAUGUUCAAUUUUACCGCCUCAGCGCAGCAAAUGCAGUCAACGCCAAACGCCGCUCCGUUCCAAUUUAAUGCCGGUUCGCCCGCGCCAGCCAAUAUAUUCGCUUUCAAUCCACCAAACGCUGGCAGCGCCAUGCAGAAUCCUCGCCGGAAGAUACGCCCUCCGGCGCGUCGACUGCCGCCGCGGUAGAAAUGGAAAUUGGCGCAGCAGCAGCAGCAGCCGCCGCCGCCAACGAUGACACAACGGGACAACAAUUGACAACAAUGGGACACGGACUGGGAAGUGAAAGUGGAACUGUGGCGACGGAACGGCAGCAACUGUGGUACAACGACAACACCACAACGACGACUACUUGUGACAUUGGGCAGCAGCAGCAACAAGAAGCACACAGGACGGCGACAAGGACAACGGCGAGCUGCCCGCCUAGACAGUACUCGCCAAUGGCGAAGUUCAGCUUGCAGCGACGCAGCAGUCGGCUACAUGAGCGCCAGCAGCCAUUUUGUAAUGAUCUGCAGCGACGGCGGCAGCAGCAGCAGCAGCAGCAAAAACAACAAAGACUACUCAACAAAUAUCGGUUUGUUCGCAGCCCCACACUAGCAUCAGCAUCGGCAGCAGCAGAAACGGCAACAACAACAGCAGCGGCUAGCGUUGCCGGACAGUACACAUGCAACGCGCCGAGCAAAUGGCAUAUGUGCAAAACUAACUGUCAUACCAGCAUUGACUGUAAUAGCAACAACAAUAACAGCAGCAGUAGCACAGUCGGCGUCGCAGACACAGUCCCUGCCGCUUCGCCGCAUUUGCGACGCAGUCGCUACAAGUUGGUGCGCCGACGCAGCGCUGCCGACUGAGCUAGAGAGGAGAGUUAAAACACAACGAUAGCAAGAGAUGAGACGACUUAGCAGAACGACAGACUGCAAACAGUUAUACAACACUACUACAAACGGAUUGACGGAAAAGAACUUUUUGGAAAUCAUCAUUAUAUAAUAUAUAUACAUAUAUAAGUUUUUGUUUUCUUAUGAGCCUGCGCUCUGGUCAACAGCAACAAGUAUAAGAAGAACAAAAAGAAGAUGCGCAAGUCUUAUAAAAUUUUAGUUAUCUAGUUUCCUUUAUUUUUUUUUCUUAAAUUAACUCUUAAAUUAA